Messenger RNA from Theileria parva strain Muguga, 1477 nucleotides. RefSeq names its product Clp protease family protein (gene clpP). The transcript has 4 exons. Gene Ontology annotation, cellular component: endopeptidase Clp complex. The record is from RefSeq and is a predicted model, not a curated record. NCBI's taxonomy places the organism in Eukaryota, Apicomplexa, Aconoidasida, Piroplasmida, Theileriidae. Bases 24 to 749 code for a protein of 241 amino acids. Gene Ontology annotation, biological process: protein quality control for misfolded or incompletely synthesized proteins. Gene Ontology annotation, molecular function: serine-type endopeptidase activity; ATPase binding; ATP-dependent peptidase activity.
AAUUUUUGUAAAUUUAUUUGUUAAUGAAUUUAAAUAUAAUUUUACUUGAUAUAAUUUUAAUAUUUGUUUUUAAAAAGUCUUCUUUUACCAAAAGAAUCUCAUCGCAUAGUUUUUACCCUAAAUCGCUCUUCAUCAACAAUUUCAGUAAAAUUAACUAUAAUAACUUAAAACUAUACAAUGAUUCCACAGACAAUGAUAACCAGAAGGAAUCUUAUGAUAAGGCAAUUGAUGAAUUUUUUAUCAAAAAUCGUAUGAUUUUCCUUUCUGGUGAACUGAAUGAUAAAGUUUCAUUUAAAAUCAUUUCUUCCAUUUUGAGAAUUAAUGAAAAUGAUCCAAAUUUACCAAUUAAAUUCUACAUCAACUCCCCCGGAGGAUCUGUUACUGCUGGGUUAGCCAUAUUUGAUGUAUUGAGGAGUUUGAAGAUGCCAGUUGAGACUGUAUCCCUAGGUCAAGCUGCUUCAAUGGGUGCUUUUCUUUUAGCUUCUGGCACCAAAGGCAUGAGAUAUGCUAUGCCAAAUUCACGAAUUAUGAUACAUCAGCCUUUAGGAGGGGCACAUGGCCAGGCGAGCGACAUAGAAAUCCAAGCAAAUGAGAUAUUACAAAUUCGUGAAAUUCUUAAUACAAAUCUGUCUCGAUUUACUGGUAAAAGUGUUCAGGAAAUUGAAAAAGACUGUUCCAGAGAUAAUUACAUGAGGCCUUCAGAAGCUCUUCAAUACGGUCUCAUCGAUCACAUUAUACAAACUCAAUAAUAUACUACUGUAUAUAGCACAGUAUGAUAGUAUUAGUAUGUAGAAUAAUGUUGAAGGAGAUUAAUUUUGAUCAUUAUUAUUAUCAAUGCUGUUGGAGUUAAUUUUGUUGAUGUUGUUUUUUUUAUUAUUGAUAAAGUAGUUUGGAGUAUUGGUAAUUUCAAGACGUCUGAUGGGAUUGAAUUGGGAGCAUUCAAUAAUAAUGCUCAAGAUACCAUUAUCAUAACAUGCACUUGCAGUAUUAUCCAUGGCAUUAUUUGGAAGUUUGAAACGCCUGUAAAAGUAUCCAACCUUUCUUUCUCUGAUUUGGAUAUUCAAAUUCUCUCCAAAUUUCUCAUACAACUCUUCCUUAGGUCUAGGGCCUAUACAAGAAUGUUAGUUAGCUAAAUAAAGUAAGACUAAUACACAAACUAUAUAACCAAGUAAUCAGGAGGGAUAGAGGCCGUAAUGUGAUACCUGAAACAAUCAUUUCACCAUCACCGAUAUUAAUUUCAAUAUCAGAAAUAGGAAAUCCAGGAAGCUCCAUGAGAGUAACCAAAUUGUUAUUAUCCUUAUCAAAGAAAGUGUCGACAGUGGGAUAAAAGGUAAUUGGAUAUUCCAAAUCCUUUGGUGGUGUGAUCUCGAGAAUAUUAUUCGGAGGUACCACUGUACUUGGUUUAUACAUUACUGAAGGUUUCUCUACCUAUAGCAAGUCUUACAAACACCGUAAAGAGUUAACUACAUAAUAAUAA